Prosopis cineraria is the source of this 1365-nucleotide messenger RNA. Its product is annotated as autophagy-related protein 3. Bases 175 to 1104 code for a protein of 309 amino acids. Gene Ontology annotation, molecular function: Atg8-family ligase activity. Gene Ontology annotation, cellular component: cytosol; cytoplasmic ubiquitin ligase complex. The transcript has 10 exons. Gene Ontology annotation, biological process: autophagy of mitochondrion; nucleophagy; autophagosome assembly. The record is from RefSeq and is a predicted model, not a curated record. NCBI's taxonomy places the organism in Eukaryota, Viridiplantae, Streptophyta, Magnoliopsida, Fabales, Fabaceae.
AAAUUUAGAUGGAAGCAACACAAUGAAAGGUUACUUGGCACGAAAACGACAAUCCAAACUUCCUUGAUUGUUCGAAUCACUUGGAAAAUCCAAGCCUCUCUCUGGCAUUGAAAUCGUCCGAUCCUCUUCCUUCGACAAUUUCUCUCAGAAGCUGCCAAGUCCUUUGAGGAAGAGAUGGUUUUGUCUCAGAAACUCCACGAAGCUUUCAAAGGCACUAUGGAGAGGAUCACGGGCCCUCGAACUGUCUCGGCUUUCAAAGAGAAAGGAGUUCUCAGUGUCACCGAGUUCGUUGAAGCCGGCGAUAAUCUCGUCGCCAAAUGCCCCACCUGGUCCUGGGAAUCAGGUGAGCCUAACAAGAGGAAGCCAUACUUACCACCACAGAAGCAAUUCUUAAUUACUAGGAAUGUGCCUUGUCUUCGAAGAGCUGCAUCUGUAGAAGAAGAGUAUGAAGCUGCUGGAGGAGAAGUUUUACUUGAUGAUGAAGAUAAUGAUGGGUGGCUAGCAACUCAUGGGAAGCCUAAGGGUAAAUCUGAUGAGGAUGAGAAUUUACCUUCCAUGGAAAGCAUAGAAAUCAGCAAAAAGGAUUCUGUUAAGCCAAUUUCUUCCAACAUGGGAGGUGAGGAAGAAGAGGAUAUUCCAGACAUGGAAGAGUUUGAAGAAGCUGACAAUGUUAUUAUUACAGAUCCUUCCACAUAUCUAGUAGCUCAAGAACCUGACGAUGAUAAUAUUCUUCGAACCCGAACAUAUGAUGUCAGCAUCACGUAUGACAAGUACUAUCAAACCCCUCGAGUGUGGCUUACUGGAUAUGACGAGUCAAGGAUGCUUUUGCAACCAGAACUAGUCCUUGAAGAUGUUAGUCAAGACCAUGCACGCAAAACGGUAACAAUUGAGGACCACCCUCACUUGCCUGGGAAGCAUGCAUCUAUUCAUCCUUGUCGGCAUGGAGCAGUGAUGAAGAAAAUCAUUGAUGUGCUGAUGUCACGUGGAGUUGAACCAGAAGUUGACAAGUAUCUAUUCUUAUUCUUGAAAUUCAUGGCCUCUGUAAUUCCAACAAUUGAGUAUGACUACACCAUGGAUUUUGAUCUUGGUAGCUCCAGCCGUUGACCAAGAUGGAAGCUGCAAAUUCAAGUAUUAACCAGACUUUUCUGCUUCUCCUCCGUUGAUUCAAUCUGGUGUACCAGAGCUUUAACCUGUUUUUCUUUCUUUGCUGCACAUAUUAAAACUACAACCAGUAUUAGUUUGAUAAAGUCUACAUGUCAUGUAAAUUAUGGCCAUGUGCUUUACUGGAGGUUGGACAGAUAUUUAUAUGUACAUAAUUGAUAGUUUGACACGCCAUUCAUGAAACAUGCUGUUAUUUACUCCCAA